Molecule: messenger RNA, 1608 nt
Organism: Helianthus annuus (common sunflower)
Lineage: Eukaryota; Viridiplantae; Streptophyta; Magnoliopsida; Asterales; Asteraceae
Product: protein SHI RELATED SEQUENCE 5
Exons: 2
Coding region: 248-1435 (395 amino acids)
Biological process (GO): positive regulation of DNA-templated transcription
Cellular component (GO): nucleus
Molecular function (GO): DNA binding; DNA-binding transcription factor activity
Source: RefSeq, a predicted model, not a curated record
UAUGUUGUUUAUGUUUUUCUUUUCUCUCUCACACACACUACACCUUUUUUUCACACACUUAUUUUUUAUUUUUUGGUAUUUUAUAAACCCUAGAUGUUUAAGUAGGUGCACUCUCACAACCCUACUGGUUCCGUGAACUGUGAGAUUAUUAUUAAUUAAAAUUUAAAUUUAAAACCCUUUUUGUUUCUUCAUUUUUUCUGGAUAUGGAUUUGAGUCAAAAAAUAUUGGAGAAUUUUGGGUUUGGAAGAUGUCUGGUUUUUUCUCACUAGGUGGGGCGUUUGGGAUCAGUAGCAAAGAUAACCAAGAACAUGUUGAAAAUCAAAAUCAAAAUCAAGAGCAAGAGCAAGAAGAUAGUGUAAUCACACCAAAUAGUUUAUAUUUGUUCAAAAACGAGGAGAUCUACAACAAAGGGUUCGAGCUAUGGCAACAAUAUUACCAGCUUCACCAGCACCGACUCCAGCAAUCACCCGCUCCCUCGCAUUAUGAUCUAGGAGGCACGGGUGGUUGUGUUGGGAGUAGGAGGAAGGUUAGUGCUAUAGGUGUUGAGGAUAUCUGCCUCAACACCAAUAGCAGUAACAAUAACAGUAAUAGUAAUAGUAAAAGUAAUAGUAAUUUGUACGCGUCUUCGUGGAGAGUGAUGAGGCAAGGUGGGUACGGGGGGAUCGGAGGAGUCGGGGAUCACAGUGGGAACAGCGUAAACUGUCAAGACUGCGGGAACCAAGCAAAGAAAGAUUGUCAACACAUGCGGUGCAGAACUUGCUGUAAAAGCCGAGGGUUUCAGUGUCAAACACACGUGAAAAGCACGUGGGUUCCCGCCGCGAAACGGCGGGAACGCCAACAGCAACUCGGGUUGUUGACUCAGCAACAACAACACGAGUUGGGUAAUCAGCAGCUGAGUUUGAUGAUGAGAGGUAGUGGUAGUGGUGUUGAUCAGAAUCCGAAAAGAUUCCGGGAAGAUCAGCAGCUUGUCGCCGCUGCAGGAGGUGGUGGUGGUAGUGGUGGUGGGGUGGUGGCAAAUUUGUCAACUACAAUUAAUCAUAACACAGCUAUAGAAAUGGGUCAUUUCCCGGCAGAAGUGAGUUCUCCGGCGGUAUUCCGGUGCGUUAGAGUGAGUGCAAUGGACGAGGCAGAGGAGCAGCUGGCUUACCAGACCGCGGUUAACAUUGGGGGGCAUGUUUUCAAAGGGAUUCUCUAUGACCAUGGUGUUGAGGGUCGAUACAACCACCCUGCUGGUGGAGACAGCUCCUCCGCUGGAGGUGAUGGAGCGAGCGGUCAACAUCAACAACUCAACCUCAUCACCUCUGGCACCAUGGGAGCUGUCGCCACCACCAGCGGGGAACCAAAUGUCACUUCUAUUGAUGUUUCCACCAUAUAUCCAACUCCACUCAAUGCUUUCAUGGCUGGUACACAAUUCUUCCCACCACCAAGAUCUUGAAAAAUUGGUACUUUAAUUUACAUGUGCAUUUGCAUGCUUUGAUGUUAAUGAUCAUCACACAUUGAUUAUGUAGCUGCUGUUAGUAUCAAACAAACAAAAUGUAAGAAAAUGUGACAGACUUGUGAUGAACCAUUAUGGCUAUUUUAUGAUUAAAACAAUGUUAUUUGAUUCAA